AUGUCGGAUGGCGCCGCCACGAAAGCCAGAUCGACCAAGAAAGCCCAUCCGACCUUCCACUUUCUCGCCGGCCUAGGUAGCGGCGUAUCCUCCGCCGUCCUCUUGCAACCCGCCGACCUCCUCAAGACCCGUGUACAACAAUCUCGAAGCACCUCCCUCCUGCCCGUUCUCCGCUCCAUCCUCUCCGGACCACACCCCAUAACUUCACUAUGGCGGGGCACUGUCCCUUCUGCGCUCCGAACAGGCUUCGGCUCCGCGCUGUAUUUCACCACUCUUUCCACCAUGCGCCAACUCGUCGCAAAUAACACUGCCCUCACCACCGGCGCAACAACAACCUCCAGCAGCGUCCUCCCGAAACUCUCCUCAACGCAAAAUCUCUUCACCGGCGCCUCGGCCCGCGUCUUCGCCGGCAUGGUCCUCAUGCCGGUAACAGUAAUAAAAGUCCGCUACGAGUCAGACAUGUACAACUACAAAUCCCUCCUCUCCGCUUCCUCCCACAUCUACCGCAGCGAAGGCCUGCGCGGCUUCUUCACCGGCUUCGGCGCCACCGCUGUCCGCGAUGCGCCUUACGCGGGGCUGUACGUCGUCUUCUACGAAGCGUCGAAGACCUACUUGUCAAGCACAUUUGGCUCCUCGAGGCACACAUCCACGAGCACCGGCGGCGCAGGCCUAGAUCUCGGCCUCAGCACGCCAACGCUCCAGCUCUCCAACCCAGCCAUCAACGCCGCCUCAGGCGUCUUCGCCGGCGUGACCGCCACCACAAUCACCAACCCCUUCGAUGCAGUCAAGACCCGCCUGCAGCUCCUCCCGCAUAAAUACGGGAAUAUGGUCAAAGCGACGCGGCUGAUGCUGGCGGAGGACGGGGUGAAGGCGUUUUUUGAUGGAUUGGGAUUGCGGAUGGGGCGGAAGGCGGUUAGCAGUGCGCUGGCGUGGACAGUUUAUGAGGAGUUGAUUGGACGUGCGGAGAGGUUGGUCGUGCAUGAUGAGAAGCCCGCGGCGCUGUAG
Molecule: messenger RNA, 1005 nt
Organism: Cyphellophora attinorum
Lineage: Eukaryota; Fungi; Ascomycota; Eurotiomycetes; Chaetothyriales; Cyphellophoraceae
Exons: 1
Coding region: 1-1005 (334 amino acids)
Biological process (GO): glycine import into mitochondrion
Cellular component (GO): mitochondrion; mitochondrial inner membrane
Molecular function (GO): glycine transmembrane transporter activity
Source: RefSeq, a predicted model, not a curated record